AUGUCCAGGCAUCCAGCCAACUUCGAGUUCAGCAUUCGUGGCGAUGAGCUCGAACAAAAUCGUAUCCAGCUAGAGCACAACCUACAGCACACUGAUCUAUCUCUCCACCUCUCUUCUACCCCGGACGACGAUACCGAUGUCGAAUACCCGAGGCACAACUCGGCCCCAUCGCCCUUUGUCGUUUCCCCUCCCUUCGGACAUCAUUCUGAGGACCACCUCCAGCCCGCCGAGCAGAGUCAGUAUCACGCUUGGUCCUACCGUACUCUCGAAGAAGAUGGCGACGGCGUGGCUCCCUACGCUAUGUCUACUAUAUCUACUGCUGCUCAUCAUGCGAGCGCUCUCACUCUUAGCGCUGGUCUUGGAGGGCGGAGAACCAGGAGAGACAUCAGUAUGAGUGGUGCCGAAUAUGAUCCAGACCGCCCCCUGCACGGAAUCAUGGCAGGGAUGAACGGCUAUCUCAGUAACAUUGACAUAAAUUCUACGAUGUCAAAUCAUAUGAUGUCCGCAGCUACCGACUUUGACCCUGUCGUGGUGGAUGAUACAGCAGAAAUUGAUCGUAUUCUGCAAUCAGGGCACACUGGAGUAGUAGUCCGCUCUCCAGACUGCAGCUCAUCGGCCACAUCUGACUCAGAACCUGCCUCACUCCGUUCGAAUACGCGUUCUCCUAGACCUAAACUUUCCGACGCGCUCCACAAAGUCGCGUUCUCCCCCAAGCGACCUCGCAGUGCGCAAGCCCAUCUCUCUCCCCAUUCUCGCCCUCACUCCUCUCUUGUACCACUCUUUGGGACUGCGCACCCAACGCUCCGAGCCCGUCCGCCCCCGACCACCCUUGGUUCGGAAGCCGACGCUCCUACUCCAAGGCCCAGGCAAGUCAGUAGGAACCAAUCUCUCUCAUAUGUGCAAGAAAGUAUGCCGAGAAAUAGAAGUGCCGCAGCGAUGCACGACAAGGACAGGAACCCAUUUGGAGAUGUUGGAAAUCAGAUGGCCCCCGAGCGUGCACCUCCUGUAAAAAUUCCGUCACAAACUCCACUCAAGGGCAAGGUCUAUCUGCCUGACGUCACAGGCUUAACCGAGGCCAUUGCCACUCCGGUCAAGAUAGACCCCGACUAUCACGGAUAUAAGGCCAGGAAAGAUGGAGAAUGCGAAGCCCGGUUGCUGGCUACGCUCAAUCUCGUCCAGGCCAAACUUGCAUUUCUUGAAUCCGAGAAUAGUACCACUCGUCGCCGUGUUCGCGAGCUCGAGGUUGAGCUGGAAGCAUGCAAACACGAAGUGGCAAAGGAGCGCACAAAGAUGAUCGCGCGCGAAGAGGUCAUGGCCCCGCCGCAUGCCGAUAUCACAAGCAAAGAACGACACCGGUUCACAAACGCUGGAAGACUGCAGAAGGGAAAGGCCCAAGUGCGCGUGGAUGAUCGAGAUAUGUCUGCGAACGAGAGCAGAUAUAAAGAGGUAGUAGAGGAGAAGAAAGCUCUGGAGGCACUGAUUACCACCCUGCGUGCUCAUCUGUCUCGUCUCACCGCGGAACUCUCCGAUCAUCAACGCCUUCUGAUAGAGCUCCGCACUUUGCGCGAUUGCGAUGUCCGCAGCCUAGCAGACAAGAGUAAAGACGUCGACCAGCUUCGUCGGGAAGUAGAACGGCUGGCUGGCGAAGUGGAUGUCCUAAAAGGUGUCAUCGAAGAGGGCCUGAAAGAGAGGCGCAUCGCCAAGGAGCGUUCGUCCUUCAAGUGUGAAGAGGAUACGCCUGAGCAUUCCGUUGCUACACAGACUAUUCCCCAGGUAGAUGCACCAGACCGCCAAGCUUUGAUGAGUACCUCCUCCACAAACACUGAAGAAGCGGAUGAGGAUGAAGACGAAGGUGAAGACGAGACUUCAGGUUCCUCCCGGCGUCUGUCGCCUUCGCCUUCUCCUAAGGAGCAUGCACUCUUCACCGAGAGAACGAUCCGUACAGAUCAUGCGACUGUUGGCUCUUUACAGUUCGCGAGCAGCACCAACGCGAGACAAUCCGUUGAUACAGCGGAGUUAGAACGCAUCUCUGCAGAGGUGGAAGAAAGACGGUCAGAACGCUCAUCCUCCGUGCAUUCUCCUGCUCUCUCAAGACCACACUCUCGACUGUCGGAGCGUUCUGCAUCUCCUCUACUCUCCAGGCCUGCCUCUAGGAUAGCAAGCACAUCCAACAGUAGCCAGGUCGUGGAUGAUGUUCAACGUGCACCAUCACCAACAAGUCCGAUGGAUGGCCCAUCACGACCACCUGCGCCCACGCCUCGCGUAUCUGGCAAAGUUCGCAUGUCGGAGGAGACUCGCAGUCCAUCUGGAAAGCCCUGCUCAGAACAGCAACAAGCAGUGGAGCCGGAGACUCCUUUUCCUCAGAUACGGGGGGCACGUCUGGAGCGCUUGUUCUUCUCCGCGCCCGAGCAUAACGUCGAGACCUGUACUAUCUGCCACCGGCGCCGACGCAAACGGUGUCUCCCUCUGGAGCAGAUACCUUCCUGGAUGGCCGGUCGUCCUCCGCAUGACUUCCGAGCGAGAAUGCAGGACCAGGACGACGACGAAGGCUUUGUCGACGGGUCAGAUGAAGACGAAGACCUAGUAGACUCACGCCAUGGAGGCAAGGGUACAGCGCCCGAGCGGCAAGGGUGGAGCGGUAAAUCUCCCCCACAGACUGUUCUGGUCAGGGUUUUGAGAGAGCUUGAGGACGAUUUCACGCACUAUAAGGGUAUCUACGUCGAGCUCGCCGACCAGUACAAAGUGAUGGACCCAACGUCGAACGUCGUGAAGCGGAACGUUCUGGCAGAACAUUUGCGUGAAAUCAUAGAUAUCCUCGAACAAAAGGGUGAUCAAAUCGCGUCGUUAUACGACUUGCUGACCUUCAAUGACAAACCUACAAGACAAUCGGUCAUACCAGACAGAUCCCAGCGUCAUGCGCCGAAUGCGAAACGCUCAAUGCCGGGACGAAGUCGGGGAAUCGCCAGACAAGCAACAUUACCAUAA
Messenger RNA from Sparassis crispa, 2985 nucleotides. RefSeq lists its product as hypothetical. Bases 1 to 2985 code for a protein of 994 amino acids. The transcript is spliced from 7 exons. The record is from RefSeq and is a predicted model, not a curated record. NCBI's taxonomy places the organism in Eukaryota, Fungi, Basidiomycota, Agaricomycetes, Polyporales, Sparassidaceae. Gene Ontology annotation, molecular function: microtubule binding.